Hyaloperonospora brassicae is the source of this 639-nucleotide messenger RNA. The record is from the annotation of a GenBank genome assembly. Lineage: Eukaryota; Oomycota; Peronosporomycetes; Peronosporales; Peronosporaceae.
AUGACGAGCUCCGCGGCCUCGUCGACGGCCAUCGAGAGCCCCGACGCGCUCGCACGCCUCAAUGCCGCCAUCAUGGGCGAGCGGAACCCUCGCGGCAUCCCCGCUGCUGUCUUUGUGGACUCUGUGGACUCCUUCAUGAGCACGUGUGGCGUCUCGACCAUUGAUCCGCUCGUCAACGCCUUGCAGCAAAUGUACAGCAAGUACAAAUUCAUGGAAACGAGUCUGCAAACGAGUCGGGAGACGUUCAAGCGCAAGAUUCCAGACACCCGCAAAGAUUUGGCCAUUGUCCGCCACGUGAUCGCCAAGCGCGAUGCCGGUGAAGUGCUCAAGACGCACUUCAAUGUGGCCGACAAUGUGUAUGCCAAGGCCGAGGUGGACUGUUCGGUGGGAAAGGUCUGUAUCUGGCUCGGGGCUCAUGUUAUGGUCGAGUACGGGUACGAAGAGGCUCUCGAUUUGCUGGAAAAGAACGUGGCGUCGGCGACCGAAAAGCUGGCUCAGAUUGAAGACGACUUGUCGUUUCUGCGUGACGCGGUCAUUACGACAGAGGUGAACAUUGCGCGCAUAUUUAAUUACGACGUCCGUCGUCGUCGUCUCGAGAAGGACGGCAAGCCCGCAGCAGAGGUGGAUGAAGAUAAGUGA